Messenger RNA from Ylistrum balloti, 1455 nucleotides. RefSeq names its product multiple epidermal growth factor-like domains protein 10. Lineage: Eukaryota; Metazoa; Mollusca; Bivalvia; Pectinida; Pectinidae. The record is from RefSeq and is a predicted model, not a curated record. The transcript is spliced from 9 exons. Gene Ontology annotation, molecular function: scavenger receptor activity. Bases 1 to 1302 code for a protein of 433 amino acids.
AUGUACUAUAGCUACGAACUCAGCGGAACAGAAUGUUGUCCAGGUUACGCAAAACAAAAUGGAGGAGAUGUAUGCACACCGAUAGAACAAGGCUGUGAUGAGAACUAUUAUAGAACUGAGGGGGAGUGCAAGCCAUGUGACUGUAACAGGGAGAAUGCAAAUGUCGGAUGUGCAAGGGGAUCGGGAACCUGUUAUUGUAAAUCAGGAUACGACGGACCACAGUGUAAUUCUGAAUGUCCCGACGGCUUUUUUGGAAUGAAUUGUAGAUACCCAUGUACCUGUAAAGACAACAGCACUUGCAACAAAACCGAUGGACAAUGUCCAUGUACUAUGCCGGGAUGGACAGGCAUAUCAUGCACAGAGGCUUGCCCACCAAAUCAAUUUGGAGUGUUAUGUGCUGGAACUUGUGACUGUUUGUCUGACUCCAAACGCUUUUGUGAUCCAGAAGAUGGAUGCAUCUGCAACAAUGGAUACACAGGAGAGUUCUGCGAUGAAGUGUGCGCCCCUGGUAAUUGGACAUACGGACCAGCCUGUCGUGAAAAGUGUCUUUGUGAACAAAUGGGAUCUGAGAGAUGUGACCCCAAGACUGGAGAGUGUACAUGUAAGCCAGGAUGGCAAGGACACUAUUGCACAGAGUUGUGCAGUGAUGGUAAAUACGGAUCAUUCUGUAACGAAACUUGUCAGUGUGAAUUCUAUCAGGUCUGCCAUCCAGUAAGUGGAGAUUGUGAGUGUCCACAAGGAUUCGCCGGUGACAAAUGUGACAUAAAUUUAAAUGAUACGAACACAGUUGUACUUACCACACAUCACGCAAUGCCUUGGGUAGCUAUCGCGUCUGUAGUCGUAUUGGGUGGCAUUCUUAUCGCUGUCUUUAUAGGUAUAGCCAUAUUAACAAGACGAGCAAGGAUUCGAAAAAAGAUACUACUAAACAAUCUGGAAUCAGAAUCACCUCAUCCCGUAAAUGACCACUACUCCGUAAAUGACCACUACUCCACCAUCACAAACCACACAGAUAACGCAAAUGCAGAAGGAAAUUAUAAUUCCUUUAAUGACCAGCAACCAGUCCACAAUUCAACGUAUAAAGAAGACUAUGACAAAAUGAAAAUGACUUCUGGAAUGUAUGACACUUUUCAUACUAGUCGGGCUUCUAUGGUGAUAGGAACUGAGUAUGACAGUGUUAAGAUGUCAAAUCUUACAACUUCCGGUCAGUAUGAUCACAUGACACCCAAAAGUGAUAACAGCAAGAUAACAACGGUGAUAGGUAAUGAGUAUGACAAAUGUGUACCUAGAGAUACUAAACCUUGAAACACGUGAAUACGGUCUCGUGUCCCUCGGCAUAUGUUGUUUGCAGCAGUUUAUAUAACCUCUGUACAUAUAUACCUUGAACUCAGUAUGUUGUAAUAUAUCAUUAUCAUGUACAUUUCUGUAUAUUGUUAAACGAAUGACAUUCAGUAUACU